Messenger RNA from Abrus precatorius (Indian licorice), 564 nucleotides. Its product is annotated as 60S ribosomal protein L31. Gene Ontology annotation, molecular function: structural constituent of ribosome. NCBI's taxonomy places the organism in Eukaryota, Viridiplantae, Streptophyta, Magnoliopsida, Fabales, Fabaceae. Gene Ontology annotation, biological process: cytoplasmic translation. Gene Ontology annotation, cellular component: cytosolic large ribosomal subunit; ribosome. The record is from RefSeq and is a predicted model, not a curated record. The transcript is spliced from 3 exons. The coding region runs from base 68 to 430 and encodes 120 amino acids.
GUUGAGUGUUGAACGCUGCCGAAACCCUUCCCAGUCCCAAAGGUAAGUAAGUGAUUGCUGGUUGAGAAUGGUGGAGAAGGCGAAGGGUAGGAAGGAGGAGGUGGUUACCCGAGAGUACACCAUUAACCUCCACAAGCGCCUCCAUGGCUGCACAUUUAAGAAGAAAGCUCCCAAAGCAAUUAAGGAGAUAAGAAAGUUUGCCCAGAAAGCUAUGGGGACCAAUGAUGUGAGGGUGGAUGUGAAGCUGAACAAGUAUGUCUGGAGUCAGGGGAUCAGGAGUGUGCCAAGGAGGAUCAGGGUACGCAUUGCCCGCAAGAGAAAUGACGAUGAAGAUGCCAAGGAAGAGCUAUAUUCCCUUGUUACUGUUGUUGAAAUCCCUAAGGAAGAGCUCAAAGGGUUGGGCACCAAGCUCAUCGAUGACGAGGAUUGAUUUAUAUCUGUUUGAAACCAGGAGUCAUAUAUGUAGUUUUUGGUUUCCGCUCUCGAGUCUUGUCUUUUUCUAGAUUAUCAGAUUAUUUCUAAUUUUGUUGAGACAUAAUGUGGUUUGAUAAUAUCAAUUUAGUU